UUUUUGUAAAUAAUUCAUUCAUUAAUUUACAGAAAAUAUAAAAUACCAUCUGAAUUCUCACCCAUGGACAUGUAUCCCAUGACGCUGCAUUUCUGCCUCUAUGGCAUUUAAAUUAAUAUGAUCUUGGGUUACACAGAUUGAUUUUUCCCAUUAUAGUGAAUCAGUUUCUUAGCAGUAUCAGUGGUGAUUUCAACAAAAAUGAAAUAAAAAUAAAAAUGUGCAAUCAAUUUUCGAUUUUCUUGAAAUCAACAUAAAAUUUUAAAAUACCUACUUAUAUACUUACAUCUAAUUUUCUCAAUUUUCAUAAAUAAUCUUAAUAUUAUUUUACCUUUACCAUUGUUCUAUCUGUGAAAAGAUUCCUUGAUUUAUCAUAACAAUUUACUUUAAAGCUAAGAAUGUUGGGUGGACAGUGUUUAUUUUUUUAUUCGGAGGUCACUUACAUGAGAGUAUUUGGAACCUCUUUGGAUUUGUGGUGUGGAAUGAUGGUGGAAUGCUAAUUUUAUGUUUUAUGUUAUCUCAUAAGAAUUAUUUUGCGUCACCAUUUUAAUUUAGAUAGUUCAACAGGUAUUCCCACGAAGAAUGUUGAAAUUAAAUAUUGAAUGGGUAUAAAAUAUUAACGAUAGGACUUUAGUUGAUUUAAAAUAUUAUUAUUUACUUAUUACUACUUGAUUAAAAUACUUCAAUUAAAUCUCAGGAAUUCAGUCAAGUUUUUAAAAGGAUUUUAAUGAAUUUUUGAACUUAACUUCACAUUCAGAAUAAACACACAUUUUGAAAAAAUAUUAUUAGCCAUUUCAAUUUAAAUGAUUACCUAUUACUUAUUAUUAAAUAAUAUAAUGAAUGUGAGAGCGCAAGAAUUGGCAGUAUGCCAAGACCCCAGUUAAAUAAACCAAACAUUUAUCAGUACAACCAAACACAGUACUGUAUGAUAUCAAAUAAUAUCAUAAUAAUUAUAAUAUAUAGAUUAUACGGUCACGCAAUCACAGCGUCUCAUAUAAUACACUUCAGUAAAACUUUUGUACAUAUAUUAAUUUUGUCACCAUAUUCAUAAAUAAUAUAACGUCUUAUACACUGUUUUUGAAUGAUAUAUUCUUAUGUAUGUUUUGAAGCUUGUUUUGUGCAACCACGGGCUGUUUUUAUGAAAUUACGUAUUUAGAUGAUAUGACUUUCACUUAGAUUGUGAAUGUUAGUUUUGGAAUUGCAUUUCAGUGUCUGAAAAAUGGAAAAAAAAGUGCGGAAGUAAGUGAUUAUUUGUAAUGUAUGUAUUAGAGUGUAAUUAUGUGACAGCUUCUACAGUAUUAGAGCUUCAUAAGUUCUAUGAAACGUAUAUAAUACAUAAUUUUAUAAUAUAAAAAUGCUAUUUUUGUUUCUUUUAGUUGACAUCACGUUGAAAUAUCUUAAAAAAUAUAUUAUAUAAACAUCACUGGCUAAUGCUUUUUAGUUUAUGUAGUAUACUAUGAUAUAUUUUUUACGCGUGUGUAAUAAAGUCCAUAGCAAAUUAUCAACAAGUAUGAGUUUUAUUUGCAUUUCAAAGGUAAGAAUUCAAUAAAAUAUCUGAAUGUAAUUUAUAAAGAUAAACUUUUAGAUAUUAUAUUCUUUUAUGAAAUACAAUAUUAAGAUCGACUGUGAACAUUAGUAAGUUUAAAGAUUAUUUUCAGCCAGUGAUAACAUCCCACCACUAAUCUUUAAUCUGACAUUGACUUGCGUCGUUAGUUACCAUGAUGAAUACACAUCGUCGAUAUUAAUAAAUCUUUUGAUCUGGAGCGUAAUAAACUGCCUUUUACUACUCCGGUAUGACCACACGAGAAAUGCGAGCUAUGUAACAUUAUAAUAAAGUUGAACCAGCGGUGCAUUGUUGACCAGAGCUAAACGUGGACUAGAUUUUACAUAAUUUUUUCAUGUAUCAUACAGUUUAUAAUACUAUUGUAAUCGUUCAAUGGGUAAUUAUUGUAAAAUGCACAAGUUACAAAUUAUAUACGUUAAUUUGUGUCCUACAAUAUAGAUCAUUGCAAUCACUGCCUCACAAACAUUCAUAGCUUAGCCAUGAGCUUAAAAUUCGACCAUGCUUCUUGCUUGUUAUCUUUUUUUAUAAUUAUUAUUCAGUUUAUUUAUGUUUUUAUUAUUUGUUUCUCCGCUCCUACCCUUUACUAACGUCCUUCAUUUUGAUUUAUCCCUUGUUCUCAAAAGCGUGAGGCGUUAACGUUAGGGGAAUUUAUAAAGAGUAGCAUUUCGCGUGAAAUACGAUUUUAGUUUCGAUGCCUAAUACUCGCUCGAGGAUAAGCAUUGAAAUCUUUACGGCCAUAAAAACGGGAUGAAGUGACGUAAUAUCAUAAGCUACCCUAAUGUUUUGCAGAGUCGGUAGAGAACUCGCAAAGUCGAGGUUCCAAACGGCACGACCGGUACAAAGUCGGCCAGAUUUUUAGUAUGACUAAGUCAAAAAUAAAGGAGGCUGCCCGGACAGCCUGUUUGCCAUCACCACCUCUGCCGACUCCAGGCAUCGACUCUUACGCGGACCCCGGCGGGGGCGAGCCGCCUCUCACCCCGACCUCGCCGGUCGCGGACUCGGCUUACUCUGACCAGCACGGCUGCUGGCCUUGCGAGCACCGCGACCACUCGGACUGCGAGGCCUCGCAGCCGUCGCAGCCGUCCAGCGGCCGCAGCUCGCCGCGCUGGGACGAGGACGACGAAGAGGAGCGGCACCACAUCCUGACGCAAGGUUCAGGCCGCCCGCUGUCGCCUCGCUCCGUUCCCUUCUCCUUGAACGACAUUUGAGGCUUCGCUUUAGCUACUACACGAGCUUUAACAAAAAAUUGUUCGUGCAACCUCAGGUCAUCGAUGACAGCAAUGGGCUGCGUGGGAGCGGGGAGAUGACACAAGAUGCAUUCAUUUAUACAGGCUGUAUCCAGAACGCUAGCAAAAACGAAGACAAGUGAUAAUACUAAUAACAUACCAUAAAGAAAAAAAAAACUAUUCCUAAUAAAACAUCUGACUGACUCUAAAGGUCAACGAACGUUCCGCGAAUAGGUCAUUCGAAGUCGCGUCAUAGGUAGGCCAUGAAAAAUACUAAAUCACUAAAACUACAAGAUAAAGCAAAUGGUUAUUGACAUUGGAUUGUGCUAAGAUAGUAUAAUAAUAACGCUAAGUUUUUGCUAGCGUUCUGUUACACCCUGUAUGGUGCGGCGCUGUCUUCCAAAACGUACCAAAUGAAUGUAUGCGUAUUGUGUUAUUGCUGCUGCUCCCACUCCGCCCGCCGCUGUCGUCGAAGUCGUGGCCUUAGACCAAACGCGCGCGGGUUUCCAUUUUUGAAAAUAAGUAAAAAAGCUUUUAUCAUAUCAAGUUCUAAAGAGCUUUUAAUUCAUGACACUAACUACUCGGUACUUUAAAACACCUCGAUAAAAGCCACAAACAGCUGUUGUGUUUGGUGACCAUUUUAAAUACGGAUAGAAGUUACGCGAGUUAAAAAAAAUAAUUGCUUCCAUCCGCAAAAAAGAUCUGACUUACCUACUCUCAUUCUCAAAUCGCGCCUAAAGGAGUUAAUUUAAUAAUUGCAAACUUAAUUUUCUCUCUGAGUAAAUUCGCUGUUCCAUUCAAUCACUAAGAAAGUCCUCUACUUUGAUUAUUACAUUAAACUGAUUAAACGUUCAAAUAAUUCGCUUCGACGGGCGAUUGACAUACUCGGAACUGAAGCCACGUCUCAAAUACUGUUCAAAUUGCUUUUAGAAACCCGGUAGGACGUAACCUGGCUAUUGUGAAAACACAUAUACAUAGCGCUAGCGCUACCUGUCGAUAUGUAUAUAGUUAUAUAUUUUCGAUGAGUCUAUGGAGCGCUUAUUUAUUACACACAUGUGAGGGCAGUGAUUGCGAAUUUCAAAAUUGACGGUAUAUAUUUUUUUACGAUUUUAAUAGCUUUGCAUCAUCAACAGGUGGCGCUGGUCGUCUAAGUAUUGAUAUACUAAGCGCCAUCCUGAAUUUUAUUUUGGUCGUAUAACUGUGUAUAAUGCGUACAAACUAAGAAUGGGAAAUCGUGGCUAUCAUAUUGUGACGGUUUGGCUGUCAAUAUGAUCCGAUUAGGUAGGGUUAGCAAAAAAUAUAUGUUUACAAAAUAAAUGAAAAUCCGAAUACAUUCACCUCUAGUGAUGUACUUUGCAUCGUUUUCAAAAUAGUUGUCAUCUUCAUAAACAUCACAUGCUUCAACUGCUUUCAUAUAUAAAAAUAGAACAUGGACUUAUGUACCUACCACCGACUAUUUUUAAUUUUUUUUUUUUAAUUUUGAA
Messenger RNA from Maniola jurtina (meadow brown), 4271 nucleotides. RefSeq lists its product as uncharacterized. Bases 2422 to 2769 code for a protein of 115 amino acids. The transcript has a single exon. The record is from RefSeq and is a predicted model, not a curated record. NCBI's taxonomy places the organism in Eukaryota, Metazoa, Arthropoda, Insecta, Lepidoptera, Nymphalidae.